UCUCCCUCUCUCUCUCAUUACAACACACACACACACACACACACACACACACACGCGCACGCGCUCACACCUCAGACGCAGCCUGCGCGGGUUACCGGGAGCCGGGGCUGGAGAGCGGAUCAGCUCCGCAGACCGCCGUGGGAGGAGCAGGCAGCGUUUCUGCUGCUGCUAGCGCUACCGCUACCGCUACCGCCGCCACAGCCACCGCCGCCGCCGUUAGCGUUCCUCAGCGCGGCGACCGGCAGCUCGCGUCUGCCCUUGGCGCAAAGUCACCCGCCGGGGAUCCCGCCGACCGAGGGAGAGAGAGAGAGAGAGAGAGAGAGACCCGGUUCUUUUUCUUCCCCCCGCAUUCUCGCGCACGGCGGCUCCCGCCAGACCCGCUGAAACAUGGCUCACGCGGCGGCGCACCUUAAGAAAGCCCGGGGGGAGAUGGAGCAGGCGGCGGCGCCCGACCUCAAGGCGCUGGAGAAGGCGCGGGAGAGGAGGAGGCGCUCCCGCGAACGGGCCGAACGCAAACGCAAGUCUGACAGCAACACCAGCUUCCUGCGAGCGGCUCGGGCGGGGAACAUUGACAAGGUGCUGGAGUACCUGAAAGGGGGCGUGGACAUCAGCACCUGCAACCAGAAUGGGCUGAAUGCAUUGCACCUGGCAGCCAAGGAGGGCCACGUGGAGCUGGUGCAGGAGCUCCUGGACCGGGGCUCCUCCGUGGACUCGGCCACUAAGAAAGGGAAUACUGCCCUCCACAUCGCCUCCCUGGCAGGACAAGGGGAAGUUGUCAAAAUCCUGGUGAAGCGAGGAGCAGAUAUUAACUCACAAUCCCAGAAUGGCUUCACUCCACUGUACAUGGCUGCCCAGGAGAACCACCUGGAUGUGGUGCGUUACCUACUGGAGAAUGGGGGGAACCAGAGCACGGCCACAGAGGACGGCUUCACUCCUCUGGCCAUCGCCCUGCAGCAGGGCCAUAACCAGGUGGUGUCCAUCCUGCUGGAGAAUGACACCAAGGGCAAGGUGAGGCUGCCCGCCCUGCACAUCGCCGCCCGCAAGGACGACACCAAGUCCGCCGCGCUGCUGCUGCAGAACGACCACAACGCCGACGUCCAGUCCAAGAUGAUGGUCAAUAGGACGACUGAGAAUGGAAAGAGCGGAUUUACCCCGCUGCACAUCGCUGCCCACUACGGCAACGUCAACGUGGCCACACUGCUGCUGAACCGGGGGGCGGCUGUGGACUUCACAGCCAGGAACGGGAUCACUCCUCUGCACGUGGCCUCCAAGCGCGGAAACACCAACAUGGUGCGCCUCCUCCUUGACCGAGGGGCGCAGAUCGAUGCCAAAACUCGGGACGGUCUGACGCCACUGCACUGUGCAGCGAGGAGUGGGCAUGACCCGGCUGUGGAGCUUCUGCUGGAGAGAGGGGCACCCAUGCUGGCCAGAACCAAGAAUGGUCUAUCUCCACUCCACAUGGCUGCCCAGGGUGACCACGUUGAGUGUGUCAAGCAUCUGCUGCAGCACAAGGCGCCUGUUGAUGAUGUCACUCUGGACUACCUGACUGCCCUGCAUGUGGCAGCCCACUGUGGCCAUUACAGAGUCACCAAACUGUUACUGGACAAGAGGGCCAACCCCAAUGCUCGUGCUCUGAACGGGUUCACCCCCCUGCACAUUGCCUGCAAGAAGAACAGAGUGAAGGUGAUGGAGCUGCUGGUGAAGUACGGAGCUUCCAUCCAGGCCAUUACAGAGUCCGGCCUCACCCCCAUACACGUGGCAGCCUUCAUGGGCCACCUCAACAUCGUCCUGCUGCUGCUGCAGAACGGAGCCUCGCCCGACGUCAGCAACAUCCGUGGGGAGACAGCGCUACACAUGGCGGCGCGGGCUGGACAGGUGGAAGUGGUGCGAUGCCUCCUGAGAAACGGUGCUCUGGUGGACGCACGAGCCAGGGAGGAUCAGACCCCUCUGCACAUCGCCUCUCGUUUGGGGAAAACGGAGAUUGUGCAGCUGCUACUCCAGCACAUGGCCCACCCUGACGCCUCCACCACCAACGGGUACACGCCCCUCCACAUCUCCGCCCGCGAGGGGCAGGUGGACGUGGCCUCCAUCCUGCUGGAGGCUGGGGCCUCCCACUCCCUUGCCACGAAGAAGGGAUUUACGCCCCUACAUGUAGCUGCAAAGUACGGAAGCCUGGAUGUGGCAAAACUCCUCCUGCAGCGCCGUGCCUCUCCGGACUCUGCUGGCAAGAAUGGCCUCACGCCUCUCCAUGUUGCCGCUCAUUACGAUAACCAGAAGGUGGCGCUGCUGCUUUUGGACAAAGGGGCGUCUCCCCACGCCAUGGCCAAGAAUGGCUACACCCCGCUCCACAUUGCUGCCAAGAAGAACCAGAUGGACAUAGCCACCACCCUGCUGCAGUACGGCGCGGAGACCAACAUCCUGACCAGGCAGGGCGUCACCCCGCUGCACCUGGCCUCGCAGGAGGGCCACGGCGACAUGGCGGCUCUGCUGCUGCAGAAAGGCGCCCAGGUCAACAUGGCCACCAAGAGUGGACUGACCUCCCUUCACCUUGCUGCUCAGGAAGACAAGGUCAAUGUGGCUGAGAUACUGUCCAAGAAUGGUGCAACCCUCGACCAACAGACCAAGCUGGGCUACACUCCCCUGAUUGUAGCUUGUCACUAUGGAAACGUCAAGAUGGUGAACUUCCUGCUGCAGCAUGGAGCUAGUGUCAAUGCGAAAACCAAGAAUGGCUACACCCCUCUGCACCAGGCAGCCCAGCAGGGAAACACUCACAUCAUCAACGUGCUUCUGCAGUCUGGAGCCAAACCCAACGCCAUCACUGUGAAUGGAAACACAGCUCUGGCUAUCGCCCGGCGACUGGGCUACAUCUCAGUGGUGGACACGCUCAAGGUCGUCACUGAGGAGAUCAUCACCACGACAACCACGGUGACGGAGAAACAUAAGCUCAAUGUGCCGGAGACCAUGACCGAAGUCUUGGACGUUUCGGACGAGGAAGGUGACGACACCAUGACGGGGGAUGGGGGUGAGUACCUGAGGCCGGAGGACCUGAAGGAGCUGGGUGAUGACUCCCUGCCCGGACAGUACCUGGACGGGAUGAACUACCUGCGUUUCAGCCUGGAGGGGGGCCGGUCUGACAGUCACAUGCACAGUUCUGACAGGUCCCACACUCCCACCCACCGUGGGUACUACUCCCCGAAGGAGGGCGCCAUGCUGGAGGAGAUGAUCUCCAGCCACCACAUGACAGCUCUUUCCAGGGAAAAUGAGAAGGAUUCAUACCGCAUGAGCUGGGGAGCUGAAAACCUGGACAAUGUGGCCCUAUCCUGCAGCCCCUUACACUCUGGCCGUUCCUCUCCGUGCCAUGAUCAUGACAACAGCAGCUUCCUGGUCAGCUUCAUGGUGGACGCGAGGGGCGGGGCCAUGCGAGGGUGCCGCCACAACGGCCUGCGCAUCAUCAUCCCCCCGCGCAAGUGUAGCGCCCCCACCCGCGUCACCUGCCGCCUGGUGAAACGCCACCGCCUGGCCACCAUGCCCCCCAUGGUGGAGGGCGAGGGGCUGGCCAGCAGGCUCAUCGAGGUGGGGCCGUCUGGAGCGCAGUUCCUCGGUAAACUGCACCUCCCCACUGCUCCGCCCCCUCUUAACGAGGGCGAAAGUUUGGUUAGCCGAAUCCUUCAGCUGGGGCCUCCUGGGACAAAAUUCCUUGGGCCCGUGAUCGUGGAGAUCCCUCACUUCGCUGCUCUGCGAGGGAAGGAGAGGGAGCUGGUAAUCCUCCGGAGCGAAACUGGGGAGAGCUGGAAGGAGCACCACUGUGAGCACACAGAAGAGGAGCUCAACGAGAUACUCAAUGGCAUGGACGAGGAACUGGACCCUCCAGAGGAGCUGGAGAAGAAGCGCAUCUGCCGCAUCAUCACCCGAGACUUCCCACAGUACUUUGCGGUGGUGUCUCGGGUCAAGCAGGACAGCAACCUGAUUGGACCAGAGGGCGGGGUGCUGAGCAGCACUGUUGUUCCGCAGGUCCAGGCAGUCUUCCCAGAAGGCGCGCUCACCAAGAGGAUCCGGGUGGGCCUGCAGGCCCAGCCAAUGAACGUUGACUUGGUGAGGAAAAUCCUGGGAAACAAAGCAACGUUCAGUCCAAUCGUCACCCUGGAGCCCAGGAGGAGGAAAUUUCACAAACCCAUCACCAUGACGAUCCCUGUACCUAAGAACUCUGCGGAUGCGGCGGUCAACGGCUUUGGCGGAGACACGCCCACUCUGCGCCUGCUGUGUAGCAUCACCGGCGGAACUACACCGGCUCAGUGGGAGGACAUUACAGGAACCACGCCCCUUACGUUCAUCAAUGACUGUGUGUCCUUUACCACAAAUGUUUCUGCAAGGUUCUGGCUCAUAGACUGUCGGCAGAUCCAGGAGUCCGUCAACUUCUCCACACAAGUUUAUCGGGAGAUCAUAUGUGUCCCCUAUAUGGCCAAAUUUGUCAUAUUUGCCAAAACGCACGACCCCAUCGAGGCCCGGCUGCGGUGCUUUUGCAUGACGGACGAUAAGAUGGACAAGACCUUGGAGCAGCAGGAGAACUUCACUGAGGUGGCCCGCAGCCGUGAUGUGGAGGUCCUGGAGGGGAAGCCCAUUUACGCAGACUGCUUCGGGAACCUGGUGCCUCUGACCAAAAGUGGACAGCACCACCUCUUCAGUUUCUUUGCUUUCAAGGAGAACAGACUUGCCCUCUUCAUUAAAGUUCGAGACAACACCCAGGAGCCUUGUGGCCGCUUGUCCUUCAUGAAGGAGCCUAGGUCCUACAGAACCCUUGCCCAAAAUGCCAUCUGUAACCUGAAUAUCACACUACCUUCAUACUCAAAGGAAUCCGAUUCAGAUCAAGAGCCUGAUGAUGAGACCAGCAGGACACAUGACAAAUAUGAUGAAGAGACUGAAUCAACAGAAACGUCCGUCCUGAAAACACACUUGAUUAGAGACUCCCCUGCCCUCGCUAGUCCGGACUUGCUCUCGGAGGUGUCAGAGAUGAAACAAGACCUGAUAAAAAUGACAGCCAUCCUUACUACCGACUCCACAGAGAAAUCAAGCCCGGUUGAAGGGGGUGGACUUGAGAAAGGGGUGGAGGAGGAGCCAGGGGAGCCUUUUGAAAUAGUGGAGAAGGUGAAAGAGGAUUUGGAGAAAGUCAGCAAGAUACUGCGUAGCGGAACAUGCACAGUUAUGGCUGAGACAGAGUCAAAAGAAACAGGGGAAACAGUAAGCCAGUCUGUCAAGAAGGAAGAAGAGUGGGUUCUUCUCACUGACCAUGAAAUUGAAGAGGCCAAAAUGAUGGCUUUGCUUGAUGUUCAGGAACCCUUGUUGCAAGAAGUUAAAAUUGACAGAGGAACUUCCCAGCCAAAGAUGGUGAAGGACAUAUCUGGCAUGGUCACACACCUGAGUACAGACCUGAAGGAAUACCUCCUAGAUGUGCCGGAGGCUGCUGGUCAUGCCACACAGGAAGAUAUAGUCAAAGAGACAUUCAGUGAGGUCAUUGUAAGCAGGGAUCGGAAAAAAGUUUUGUCGCAAGAUGCUAAAGAGCUCCCCGGUGAAAUCAGAAAGCCAGCUAGGCGGAAGCUGAAGGACAGAAAACAGGCAGGCGAAGCAGACCUGCACAGAACAAGCUCAGAGGAGUCACUAGAUGGGGAUGUCCUCCUGAGCGCUCCUGCAACUGAAGCCCAGGCACCAGUGUCACCAGUAGUGGAGGAGACUCCCAUUGGGUCUAUAAAAGACAAAGUAAAAGCCCUCCAACAGAAAGUGGAAGAGGAGGAGAAGGGGCGGAACAAAAAAGCUGCUAGUAAGCCCUCCCAUGUGAGCAUUGAGAGCAAGUCAUCUCGCCCUGUGAAAGAAAGUCCUAAAGUUCAGUCAGCCUCUCCUAAGUCACCCAAAUCUGAUUCUGAGAGGCUGGAAGAGACUAUGUCUGUGCGAGAACUUAUGAAAGCCUUCCAGACAGGGCAGGACCCUUCAAAGAGAAAGUCAGGUCUUUUCGAGCACAAGGCCUCCACAUCUAAAACUGAGACCACACUUACACGCACAACUAAAUCCCAUUCUGUCCAUUCCAAAACAAUCACACAAACCAUGACAACUUUAUGUGCUCAGACACAGGAAAUGUCCUUGGAUGCACAAGGGCAAGACAAAUCAUGCAAAGAGAGAGACUUACAAAUCAGCCCAGACAGGAAGCACUCCAAGGACUUUAGUGCAGACAUAAAAGCAGAGCUAGAAGACAACACUGAGUAUCAGCAGUUUAGGAAGACUUCUGAUGGAGGGGUGGAAGGUCACACCUCAGCGGCUGUGGACUCUGACCCUGCCGCAGAGCCAGACCUCGCCAUAGUGUUCUCGCCUGACCUGGCCAAAGAAGAGGUGUUUCUCCCUGAUCGUGGCAUUCAGAAUGGUGCCCUUGAUGAUAGUUCUGACAGCCUCAAGCAUGAGGGUGGGGCUGACUCCCCCAGCAUCAGCUUAGGUGAGGGUACCCCUCAGUUGAGCUCAGAGGAGAGCUACAAGCAUGAAGGCUUAGCAGAGACCCCAGAAACCAGCCCUGAAGGUCUGGUCUUCUCACCCAAGAAGACUGACCAGCCAGUACUUGAGAGGGCUGCAAAAAAUGCAGCUGCUCUGCAUGCAAAAUGUGAGGAGAGGGCUAAGGUGCCUGCCACUCAAGAGAGUAAGGGAGAAGUAAAGGACAGUGUCCCCAAAGAUAAGUCUGAAAGCAUAGCCAUGGAAUCAACUGCCAGAGACUCCGGGAUUGUGUCGUUUGAUGAUCGUUCCGCGGAAAUGACCCUCCCCACCUCCCCCAUGGAGCCGGAUGAUCAGAGCACAAGUGAGUCUGUGUCAGGCCUCAAGGGUGAGGCAAUAUUUUUUGAGGAUGAGCGUGUCUCUGUUGAGAGUGAAAGUGUUUCUGCCUCCUCUAAUCUGCCUAAAGACCAACAGCUCUCAAAGAGGAUCCCUCACACUGUAGGUGCUUUCCUUAAUGACGAGUUAGCCACUGAUGGUCAAGCAUCACCAGUGUCCACUGGCCUGGUGGCUGAAAAGGCAUCCACGUACCAUCACGGCACCUUAGACCUACCCAUCAGACAGCAAGAUUCAGAUGCCCUCAGCCCCUUAGCCGAUGAUUCUCUGCCUAUAAGUCACAAGGACUCUUUGGAAGCUAGUCCACUCAUGGAAGAUAACUCCUCCCAUAAAACCCCUGACUCCAUCGAACCGAGCCCCACAAAGGAGUCCCCCUGUCGUGACUCACUAGAGAGCAGUCCCGUAGAACAGAAAGCCAAAGCAGGCUUCCCUCCGGUCGAAGAGCAGUCCGGGGUAGCCACUGGCCACUCUUUGCCCACUAAGACUGAUUUUCCCCCUGACCCCACACGCAGUAGGCUCCUCAGAGACCAAGAGGGCAGUGUGGACGAUGACAGUUUCGAGCAGACGUCCCAGAUAGAAAGUUCGGGUAAGAGCCCCCUCUCACCAGACACCCCUAGCUCUGAGGAGGUAAGUUAUGAGGUCAACCCCAAAAUACUGGACCUCCAGACCCUUUCACUGCCAUCAAAGCCAUUCGCCAUCCCAGAAGAUGCCGAGGAAGACGAUUCCGAAAGUAGCGAUCCUCAAAAGAAAUUCACCCCAGAGGAAGAGAUGUUUAAAAUGGCUGCAAAAAUUAAAACUUUUGAUGAAAUGGAGCAGGAUGCCAAAAAUAAACAAGAUGGUAGAAAAGUUAUCAAAGCCUCAGACUCUUCAGUAGCUUCUGAGACUGGAGGUGAUAGAGAACAGCUAAUAAGCAUAGAGCUCCCCAAUGAGGGAACCUCUGAGAGUGAGCGUGAGCUUACCAAGUCCAAACAGGACUCAGAAUUAGCUCUUUCCGUUGAAUCCAUUAUUAAAGUACAACCUCCCUCUCCUUUUCCAGCAGGUGUGCAUGAGAGCCCUUUUGUGACUGAAGAAGUCUGCCAAGCAGCUACCAGCAGCACAGCAGGGGGAAAAGAAGCCAAGGGGGGGCCUCAAUCUGUCUCAGAACACGCCUCAACUGCCUGGCAUGUUUCAGACAAGCCAGACUUUCCGCCACACAUAGAAAAAGACAAAUCUGUUCCCAACAGAGGGCUCACCACUGACUGCGCAGAACGGUUACACACACCACCGUCUGUGGAGAUUCGAGUCGAGAAAAAAGAGUGCCACUCGCAGUCGGCCCUUGUGACCUCCUCCCGCACUGACGGGGCAGCAAACAUAACUGACGAGCAGAAGGAAGAGUGCCUGAAAAAGCUGAGGGGAAUCAAAGAGGAUUCUGGGGGAGGAAAGGAUACGGAGGCUGAUGGCACACAGACUCGUGCUGGUGUAGAUAGGCGGGCUGGGAGCAAUGUGACUGAUGAAGUGAAAGGAGAUCACUUGAGUCACUUUGAGGAUUCUGACAAAGGUAAAAGUUCUUCUCCUUUCCUGGUUAAUGUGGGACAGGAACGUGAUGUGUUCAAACCUGAAAUCUGCAUUUACGAUGACACGGAAGAAGAUGAAGAGGAAGAUGACCUGAAGACAAUUGCCCCAAAAACUGAGUCAAAGGGGGUCACAGCAAGGGUAGAGAGAGAUUCUGACCCCUGGAGCUCCAUUCGGGAGGAUGAUGAUGCCUUUGCAGCACGAGUUAAGGAAGAAGAGCAGAAGAUCCUGGGUUUAAUGGUGGAUCGGCAGUCCCAGGGCCCGACACCAGACACCACCCCCGGGAGAACACCCACAGAUGAAGGAACACCGACUGGUGAAUCAAACCCUUUCUUAUUCCAGGAGGGAAAGCUGUUUGAGAUGACCCGAAGUGGUGCAAUUGACAUGACAAAGAGGAACUAUGAAGAAGAAGGCUUUGCCUUCUUCCAACUAGGUGAGCAGCCCAUAGAAGAGGUAGUCUCAGAUGAGGCCAGAGAAGAUGGCGAGGUCACUGAAGCAGAACCAGCAGUUGCCACCAAUCUGUCCUUGGUGAUCAAGGCUGAUGAAGAGCAUGAAGGGGUGAAAGAUGCAACUGAGCCCUCUUGCCUGACAUCUGCCUUAACAGAACAGGAUCAGGUGGUGAGCACAGCUACCUCUGCUACAAUUUCAGAGGCAAAGUCUCAAAUCCCCAUUAAAAUGGGGAUUUCAGCUUCGGCUAAGCCCACAAAGAAUGACACUCAAGUUAAGGAAGAGGCAGGAGUUGACCUGGACAAAAAUACAGGGGAGAGUCCCACAGGGGCCGACCUCUGUUCCCCAGAGCCAGUGGUAGCUAUCAUCCAGACAGCCUUCUCGACCAUCACCCGGUCUGUUUACUCCGAGCAGGAGGCAGAGUCAUCUGACUCCUCUCCGGAAGAUCAACACUCAGUUAUUGAGCUCCCAAAGGAAACUACAGCACCUCCUUCUAGUGGCAAAAAGGUGUCAAAAAUCCCCAUUAAGCCAGCCUCCCCAGCCCUCUCCCACACUGCAUCACCCUCAUCAGCCACUCUUCACAAGGCUGCCCCCUCAAGGCAGGAGGAAGCCAAGUCCAAAUCUAGAAUACCAGUCAAAGCCAGCUCACUUAAGCCUGAGCCCGCUGCCGACCCAUUGGUCAGGCGUGCCGAGUCUCUAAAAGACAAAAAGUGUAAGUUGCCUGUAAAGAUGGAACUGAGGAGCAAGUCUGAGACAGAUGCAGGUCCCUCCGGGGAUGCCAAAUCCAAAAGGUCUUCUGUGGCCAAGAGUUAUUGCGAGGGAGAGUCGUCGAAAAAGAACAUUUGCUCAGAGAGUGACGACUCCUCCACCAAGCCAAAGACAUUCCACUCCAGGCUACCAGUUUUGAAUAAACAUGGGCAGCCAAUCCACACCUCCACUCCAGCCAAAGAAAACAAAGAGCAGUUCUUUGAGGCUUACAAGCAUUCAAUUGAGUUUUUUGAGGAAAUAAGCGAUGAGGCAGCGAAGUUAGUGGAAAGGCUGGCACAGGCCGAGAAUGAGCAAGAGGCGGCCGUCUCUGAUGAUGAGAGCAGUACCUUAGACGCCUCUGUCGUAGAGAGUGAGACUUUUCCCGAAAUGCAGUUCCCACUCCCUGAAGACGUCUUUGACAUGAGACCCCUCUGGGACGAUUCUGUGGAGACACAGAUGCAACGAAUUCCCAGUGAAAAUGCCAGAGGCCAAAGUCAAGUAGAUCCACAGGAGGAAGCUGAGCGGAAGGAAGAGAGGUUGGCUGUCAUUGCUGACCACCUAGGCUUCAGCUGGACGGAGCUUGCCCACGAGCUGGAGUUUAGCAAAGACCAGAUCCAUCAGAUAAGAACGGAGAACCCAAAUUCACUGCAGGACCAAAGCCACGCCCUGCUGAAGUACUGGAUGGAAAGAGAGGGAAAGCAUGCCACAGAGGGUACCCUAAUGAAGAGGCUGACAAAGAUAAACCGCAUGGACAUUGUGCACCUCAUCCAAACAAAAAAAAUCAAGUCCAGUCAAGACCAGUCCUCGCGGACAUACGCAGAAAUCGAGAAGACCAUUGCACUGGAUCACAGUGAAGGCUUCUCUGCACUUCAUGAGGACAUCGACAGUCCCAGGCCAGUGCGGCGCUCUGAGGCGUCACCCAGGCAACCAGGAACUGGGCCCCCUGUAGUGUCAGAGGAGGACCUCUCCGCCAGCAUCACGUCCCUCCCAGAGACCACGCCCAGGGGAGACAGCGACAUAUCUGUGACAGAGAUUCUGAGGCACACACAGAAGGAGAAGCUGGAGGCUAACCGACAGACACAUUCAUCAGGCGGUGCAGCCAAGACUACAUCUGAAAAGGUUGGAGCUGAGAAGGGGCCUGUCGGUUCUUGGAAACACGCGGACGAGAUGCCAGAGAUCCCCCCGCAGACCGUGACAGAGGAGCAGUACACUGACGAGCAUGGGAACAUGGUGGUGAAGAAGAUUACCAGAAAGGUAAUCCGUAAGUAUGUGUCGGCGGACGGCGUGGAGAAGGAGGAGGUGAUGCUGCAGGGCUCUCAUCAGGAGCUGGUCAGCGUGGAGGAAGGGGAUAACUACUCCAAGGUGGUAAAGAGGACGGUGCUGAGGAGCGAGGGAGACCGAACGGAGGUGACCUUCUCGGAGCCCCUGCCGGUGGGCGAGGCCACAGCCUCGGACUUUGAGGCGGAGCCCGUGCAGGGGCGGAAGGUCAGCAAGGUGGUGAAGACCAUGGUGGUGCAGGGGGAGAGGAUGGAGAAGCACAUGGGCGACCCCACGCUGGCCACCGACCUUCCUUCCGCCAAAGACGACUUCCAAAAGGCCUUGAGUUAUGCAGGAGGCUUUGGGAAAAUGCACCUGCCACAUUUAGUAGAGAAAGAGAUUGUGAAGGAGGACGGAUCGGUCAUCAGAAGGACCCAGAUGCAUAAGACGCGCACGCAGAAGAGGACUGUGGUGAGGGACAUUCAGGGGAAGCAGGUGCACCUGGAGCUGCUCGAAGAUGUCCCAGAAGCCCUGGGCCCAGACGACCUCCAGCGGCACCUGCACCGCCUGCUCCACCGCUACUGUGCCGAGGAAGAGGAGGAGCAGGAGGAAGAGGAGAGGAGGACGGAGUGACCACUCUGCCCUCUCAACCCCCGCCCCCCACCAACCCCUUAGCAACCCCCUGCCCCUCUUAUUCACACACAUGCACCUCCACCUUACUCCCGUGUUCCCAUCGAAAGACACUGGAUUUUUUUUCUCCUCUCUUCUGGGAGAAGUUGAACACCUCUUUUUUUGGGCUUUUUUAGUUUAAUUUUUAUUUUAACCUUUGUUUUUAUUUCUUUUCCUUUUGUUCUGCUCAUCUUGUGACCAAAGAUUGCUUCCCUUUCCUUGUCAGGUGAUUUAAAAAUUUGUAGAUAUAUUUUUAGUGUUGUUUUUCUGUUUUUUUUUCCCUUUUGGUUGCUGUGAUGGAAAAAAAAACCAUGCAAAAUCAAGACAAAAACCAACAACAACAUAAAAUGUUUUAAAAAAAGGAAAUUAGUGAGUGGGGGAACCACAGUAGCCUCAUCCACAGCCCUCUUCUUAAAGGACUCUUGUAAACACUUGUACAUAUACAGUAGUGUACGCGCUUGGACUGAAGAUAAGGAAAUGUUUACUACACUGCCUACCGUAACUGCACACAUGCACACACCUGAGAACAAAAAUCACUGAGCACCAGAUAUAUUUCCUGAGGUCAAAGUUCAAGGGCCCUUAGUGUCGCACCAGUAAUUGGCGGUGUGCACGGGCGCAUUGCAAAAACAUUCGAUCAAGGUAGUCACUGUUGGAGUGUUGUUGUUUGUGGUGUGUAUGCUUUUUGGGUGUGAAAACUUUGAGUGACUCCCUCUGAGCAACGUUGACAAUGAUCACUUGACCGAGACAAAAUUGAAAAACAAAAUUAGCAUGGGAAAGAGAAAUGGAAUGAAUACCAUGGUCUGCUAUGACCCAUUAGCAAGGCCGUAGAUGGCCUCAGUUCAAAGUCUACACGACACCAAUCGAUUAGAAAUACAACGAUGUAAAAUGUUGAUUUUGUGUUUACAAAUCUAGGUCACAUUGAAGGCUCAGGUGCAGCCCAUUUUAAAUCACAUCAAUGAGAGCUUUGCAUAUGCAUUCUUUCAGUCUAUCUGUCUGUCUGUUUGUCUGUCUAUCAGUGUAUGUCUCUUUCCUCCUUAUGCGUGCCAUGUGUCUACACUUCCCUGUCCUUUUUCUCUGAGCUGUGGCGAGUCUGAGACUGAUCCCUCUGUGUGACAUCACAGGCAUCCUCACAAGACAAUCUGUGUGUGACAUCACAGACACCUCCGCAGACAAUCUGUGUGUGUGACAUCGCAGGCAUCCUCACCGACAAUGUAACCGGCCGCCUGGUACAUGAACGUAGUUAACAGGAAUGUUGUUUUCUCUUCUUUUCCACUGUAUGAGCAUGUGGCAUAUACACUGUAGGCAUCAUGAUCACUCUCCAGCUUCAUAUCCUCUGUAACACGGAUUGAUCCUUUUCUUUCAACCCAACUCUCUCCUGUUUGUGAUUUUGAUUUGGUUCGAUCCUUCUCACCAGAUGUUGUUUUAAGAUUGACUCAUGAGAGUUUUACUUUCUUUUUUUUUUUGAAAAUUUUUAAGGGAAACAGUGAAUGUUGUUUUGGAGUU
This is a messenger RNA of Anguilla anguilla (European eel), 13032 nucleotides long. RefSeq names its product ankyrin-2-like. The transcript has 51 exons. Gene Ontology annotation, biological process: signal transduction; regulation of cardiac muscle contraction; protein localization to T-tubule. Gene Ontology annotation, molecular function: protein binding. Lineage: Eukaryota; Metazoa; Chordata; Actinopteri; Anguilliformes; Anguillidae. The record is from RefSeq and is a predicted model, not a curated record. The coding region runs from base 388 to 11493 and encodes 3701 amino acids. Gene Ontology annotation, cellular component: T-tubule.